This is a messenger RNA of Acomys russatus (golden spiny mouse), 3516 nucleotides long. RefSeq names its product caprin family member 2 (gene Caprin2). The transcript is spliced from 19 exons. Gene Ontology annotation, cellular component: cytoplasm. Lineage: Eukaryota; Metazoa; Chordata; Mammalia; Rodentia; Muridae. Gene Ontology annotation, molecular function: signaling receptor binding. The record is from RefSeq and is a predicted model, not a curated record. Gene Ontology annotation, biological process: positive regulation of canonical Wnt signaling pathway. The coding region runs from base 94 to 3201 and encodes 1035 amino acids.
GGCUCUCGUCGUGGCGCGCCGGGCUCCCGCGUGCUUUCGGAGGCAGUCGGGGAGUCACCUUCAGGCCAUUCAGAGGAGGGAAGAGUGGGAAAUAUGAAGUCAGCCAAGCCCCAAGUGAGCCACAACCAGCACGGGGAAAGCCAGCUGGCCCCGAGCCCCCCGCAGUCUGCUCUGAGUUCUGCUGCGUCUCCUUCCCAGGCAUACGAGACCUAUAUUGAUAAUGGACUCAUGUGCCUUAAACACAAAAUUAGGAACAUCGAGAAGAAGAAGCUCAAACUGGAAGAUUAUAAAGAUCGCCUAAAAAAUGGAGAGCAGCUUAACCCAGACCAGCUGGAAGCAGUGGAAAAGUAUGAAGAAGUACUUCAUAAUUUGGAAUUUGCCAAGGAGCUUCAGAAAACCUUUUCUGCACUGAGCCAAGAUCUACUGAAAGCACAGAAAAAGGCCCAGAGAAGGGAACAUGUACUAAAACUCGAGGCUGAGAAGAAAAAACUUCGAACUAUACUUCAGGUUCAGUAUGUGUUACAGAAUUUGACACAAGAACGUGUACAAAAGGACUUCAGAGGGGGCUUAAAUGGUGCACUGUGUCUGCCUUCACAAGAACUAGACUACCUCAUUAAAUUCUCAAAACUGACCUGCCCUGACAGGAAUGGAAGUCUGAGUGUUGAAGACCAGAUGGAGCAGUCGUCCUUGUACCUUUGGGACCUUUUGGAAGGCAGUGAGAAAGCAGUGGUAGGAACGACAUACAAACAUGUGAGAGACCUGCUGUCUAAACUGCUGAACUCAAGUUACUUUGAAAGUGUCCCAGUUCUCAGAAAUUCUAAGGAAAACGAGGACGAAAUGAUAAUGCAAUCAGAAGAGAGAAGACAGCUACUGAAGACCGAGUCUUCCAAAGAGCCAGAAUCUCUUAUGGAAGUUGUCCAGCCAGAGAUACAACCACAGGAGUUUCUUAACAGACGCUAUAAGACAGAAGAAAAUUAUCCAAGAAAACAAAAAACCGAGGAACACUCUUGGGAAGCAGAUCUUGUUAGGAAGCCAAGUCUCCUCAAAUGCUGGGAUGUGCUUUCAGAACCAGACGGUCAAGAGAAGAAGCAGGGGUCCUGGGACUCCUGGGGGUCUUCCCUUAAUUCCCAGAAGGUAUCGAAGCUUGUGGUUUCCUCAAAACAGGGGAAGCUCAGGUCAGCGUUGCAGGAAGAGCAGAAGCAGCAGAUUUCUGUGGCACCGGUCAGUCAGUGCCAGCCAGAGACCCCAAAGUCCAAAGUGGGCAGCCCUCAAGAACAGCAGGACAUACAGGGUAUGCCAAAGCCAUGGGUGGUUCAGCCACAGAAAGAACAAGACUCAAAGAAGCGACCUCCUGGCUCCUGGACUGUAUCUGUGCAGAGUGGGCAGAGCGGCAGCAGAUCCCAGACCACUCCUGUGAGCAGAGAACAGGCUCCAACACAGUCUGGGACUCCAGUAUCUUGGGAAAACAGUUCUGAGAACCAGAAGCACUCCUCAGUCCCACAGUCAGAGAUUUCUCUAAAGCCGUGGGCAGCAGCUUCAGCAGGCCUCUCACCAAAUGACAAGGUUCUGCCCAGGAAGUUAAAUGCAGAACCGAAAGAUGUGCCUCAGCCCGUGCCUCAGUCUGUAGACUCUUCCUCUCCCUUUCCAAAGGGUCCAGUAUUGAGGGAAGAAAAACUGCAGGACCUUAUGACCCAGAUUCAAGGAACUUGUAACUUUAUGCAAGCGUCUGCUCUAGACGUUGACCAACCCUCAAGUGCAACUUCAUCAUCGCAGCCGUCUUCAGCUUCUCCAGUCUCUAUAGUAUCUGCAGAACAAAACUUGUCCAGUCAAAGUGAUUUUCUUCAAGAGCCAUUACAGGCUGCUGCUUCUCCACCUACGUGUAGCUCUAAUGCUUGCUUGGUUACUACUGAUCAGGCUUCUUCGGCAUCUGACACAGAGUUCAUGACCUCAGAGACCCCUGAGAUGGCGGUGGCCCCCUGCACGCCAGCCUCUCCUGCCCUAUCAGAGGGCGUCCAGGUACCUCCUGCAUGUGGAGGCGCGGCAGCCAUCAGCACAGCGCCCCUUCAGGCUGUGCAGACAGUAUUUAAUGUUAACGCACCUCUGCCUCCACGGAGAGAACAAGAAAUGAAAGAAUCCUCUUAUUCACCUGGCUACAGUCAAAACUUUACUUCAUCGAGUACACAGACAGUCUCCCAGUGUCAGCUGCAAGCUGUACACAUAGAUCAGCCAGCCCAGCCUCCAGAUACUGCUUCAGGUUACCAUCCUGAUGGAACUGUUCAAAUAAGCAGUGGCGGCUUUGCCUUUUACCCAGCACCGACAAGUAUGUUUCCCAGACCUGCUCAGCCAUUUAUUAGUAGUCGAGGGUCUGUGAGAGGAUGUGCACGUGGAGGGAGGUUAUUAGUGAAUCCCUAUCGGUCUCCUGGUGGCUGCAAAGGCUUUGAUAGAGGAGCUCCUCCAGCUUCUGACGGGGACUUCAGCCGGCUGCAGCUGCGAGCGAGAGAGGAGCCUGGAGCACCUUACUCCCAAAGGGAUAAUUUCCAGCAAUGUUAUAAAAGAUCAGGGACAUCUAGUGAUCUUCAGACAAAUUCAAGAGCAGGGUGGAGUGACUCCUCUCAGGUGAGCAGCCCAGAGAGAGACAGCGAGGCUUUUAACAGUGGAGACUCUGGGAGCAUGACCCCUGUAGACGUGCCAGUGACAAGCCGAGCAGCCACCAUCCUGCCAGUAUUCGGCCAUCCCCUGCCUCAGCCAGUACACAGCUAUCCCCUGCCUCAGCCAGUACACGGCCAUCCCCUGCCUCAGCAAAUGCGAGUUGCCUUCUCAGCAGCCAGAACGUCCAAUCUAGCUCCUGGAACUCUAGACCAGCCGAUUGUGUUUGAUCUUCUUCUGAACAACUUGGGAGAGACCUUUGAUCUUCAGCUUGGUAGAUUCAACUGCCCAGUGAAUGGCACGUACGUGUUCAUUUUUCACAUGCUAAAGCUGGCUGUGAAUGUACCACUGUAUGUCAACCUCAUGAAGAAUGAGGAGGUCUUGGUGUCAGCCUACGCCAAUGAUGGUGCUCCAGACCAUGAGACAGCAAGCAACCACGCCAUUCUCCAGCUCCUCCAGGGAGACCAGAUUUGGUUGCGCUUACACAGGGGAGCGAUCUAUGGAAGUAGCUGGAAAUACUCUACAUUUUCAGGCUAUCUUCUUUAUCAAGAUUGAAAUUCAGUUCCUAGUAAAAGAAUGAUCUAAGGAAAGGUAGUCUUCGCCCUGGUGAUUGACUGGUUUGGGAAAAUAUUUGUUUCUAGAGAAAGAAGGAGGUUCUUAUUUUUUGUUUUCCUCUUUAUGUAAAGACUUUGAAGCGGAGUGACAAUUAGCACUAAUCUGGCACUUUAUAAACUGUGAUGUAGCCUUGCUAGUCACACAGUGAGUGUGCAUUGUUUGCACUCAGCUGGGUUAAUGGUCAGCUUACUGAAGUGACUGCCUCAACUUCAGACAAGUUACAAUGCCUUGUUGUGCCUCAAUAAAAAAACUUAA